CGGGGCCGGGGCCGGGGCCGGGGCCGGGAUGGGGCAGCGCGAUCGAAUGUUCAAGGUGCUGGUGGUCGGGGACGCCACGGUGGGCAAGACGUCGCUGGUGCAGCGCUACGCCAACGACAGCUUCAACCGGCACUACAAGUCCACGGUGGGCGUGGAUUUUGCUCUGAAGGUGGUCCAGUGGUCGGAAUCGGAGACAGUACGACUUCAGCUCUGGGACAUCGCAGGGCAGGAGCGCUUCACGUCCAUGACCCGGCUGUACUACCGGGAGGCGUCAGCCUGCGUCAUCAUGUUCGAUGUCACCAACGUCAGCACGUUCAGCAACAGCCAGAAGUGGAAGCAGGACCUGGACAGCAAACUCAUGCUGCCCGACGGGAGCCCCGUGCCUUGCCUGCUGCUGGCCAACAAGUGCGACCUUUCCCCGUGGGCAGUGACAAGAGACGAAGUGGAUCGGUUCAGCAAAGAAAAUGGCUUUUCUGGCUGGGUGGAGACGUCUGUCAAGGAAAACAAGAAUAUUAACGAGUCCAUGAGAGUCCUGAUCGAAAAGAUGAUGUCCUCAUCCACUGGCGAUGGAAGUUCCUCUGCUGCCGGGAGCGGGGAUUACAUUCACAUAAAAGAGACGUCCCCGCCAGGCUGGGCUUGCUGUUAGAUGCACUGACUACACCUUCCGCAGCAAUGUCCUUUAUUAUUAUCAUCACUUUUUUCCUAAACUGGCUGUUACUGUUUUUUGGGUUUUUUUUUUUUUACACGAUCAUGAACUGUCUUCUGUUUAGUGCCUGCUCGUUCUCAGCAGAGCGUUGCUGCAAUGACUUGGAGUGAGGAGCGGAAAGAAGAGAGGAGUGAGAAGAUUCCUCUUCCUUCCAGCGUAGCAGCAACUGGAAGCUCCGCUGACAGUGACGUAGCACGGCCCAUGUUCAAGCACGUGGCUUGGAUUCAUUUUUUUUUUAAAUUUUGAGCACUUCACCUUCUGACAUGUGAUGGCCUGUUUCAGGCAGGGCAAAGGAUGUCGAAGGUAUAUUUUUGGUAUUGUUGCACAUUUAUUCCCCGCCGCCUGUGCCCACCGUACGCAGCGGCCCCAGCCCGAAGCGGUGACUUCCCAAGCGGUCGGUCUCUCUGCGCCUGCGGAUUCCCACCGUGGGAUUGCAGCAAAGUCCUUCCUUCGUGCUCUGGAGCUCCGUACCUCUGCUUACGCGUCCUGGAGAGACCAGCACAUCUCCUCGUUGCCACUCGCUGUCCUUACGAUGUAAAGCCGGCUGCGGAUCAGCACGGUGUCCCACGUGCCCAGACCUGUAGCAUUCCCAGUGUGAAUUUGAGACGUGGUGUGGCGCGGCCCUGGCUUUCCUGUGCACUGACUGUGGGGCUUAACAGCAGAGACCUCAAUUUUUGGCCAAGAAUUGCCCAGUUGCCUUCUGUUUGUUCCUUCUCGCUCUUCCUCUGGCUAGCACAAUCCUGUCUGUUCUUGCUGCCACGUUAUUAGGGCACCGAGAGCCGAGUGAGGAAUAGGUUGUAAACUCCUUUGUACGACAGAACAACGGUCCUUUUCACUUUUAGAACACCCUGUAUCCUCCCAUCUCCAACAGCUUUGCAAUUGCCGCUGAAUUGCCUUCCCGCAAUGAUCCCGUAGCGAUGGGUGAAUUUGGGAGCGGGGAUGGUGCAGGCAGGCAGGGCUCUGAAAGCCCACCCGCGGGUUUUAGUGAUGCCGGGGGGACGCAGAAGAGAGGGGUUUGCAGGACGAAAGGAAAUGAAAAGAACCACUGCCCGCGGGCCUUUCGAUGCCCGCUUUCCCCCGCGUAUCCCCAGGUACUCCUUGUUGAGAACGGGUCGUGCCAACAACAACAACAAAAAAUGGGCAAAAGCACACGAGAUAAUUCUCUCAGCAGAGUUCACAGGAAGCGCACUCUCUAGGGCUGGAGUUACAUAGCGUUGUGUGCAUUUGAUAUAAGCCUGCCAUGCUGUAGAACCAGCUUGCCCGUCUUUUAGGAUUUGAACGAGUGGUCUUCAGGGACAUUUUUCCCUUCUGGAGUAGUUUAAUUUGAAAACAGGGCUGUAAAUUGGUUUGUCCUGAUUCCUACUGAAUUAGGACUGCUUUUCUCUGUGUCCCUUCUGUCUGCCUUUUCUUACUUUAUACAAUCUGUGGAGGGAGAAGGUGGUAAGAACAGGAACUGAUUGCCUUCACUAAGCACAGAAAAUUCUGAGUUUUCAUUCUCUGGAGUUGAAAAGGAUCGAUAAGUAAACAGUAAGGGCUAUGAAAUUUAGAACAAGUGUUGUGUUCCACUAUUUUAAUUAAAAGCUAAAAUGUCUGGGCUAGGAUUCUGUUGUGCAAAUAUUGCCAAAUUUGGUUUUGUAGCUGCUUAGAUAUACCCUUUUCUGUGCCAUUGGAUCCACUGUAGAAGCACGUGAAAUGCGUAGAACUGGUUAGCAGGAAAAUGGAACCGUCUUGUUGAAUUUUACUUCCUAAAUAUUGUGUUAAAGAAAAAGAAAAAAAAAUAUUUUUUUUUAAUCCUGUAACUAUUUCUAGUUCUUUAUGGAGCGUGGGGAGAAGGGUCUAAUUUUUUUAAGGAUCUGUCACGAAACCGUUAAGAUUCAUGUGUUAUUUAUUGAUUUCUGUAUGUGCCCCUCAAAGCCUUUCAGCAAAGAGCUCCUUAUGGAUGGAGAAGCCGAGGCAGGCGGUGAAAAUCUCUGCCCAGGACCAACAAAUGACUCCAGUCCGUAAGAGCUCGGCACUGAAAGGACAAUGUCUAAUUCCUCUUUCGCUGCUGGGCCACGCAUCUGGCGGGAAAGCAUCUUCCUACCUUUUGCAUGUCCCAGUGCCCCUUUGGCGUCUGGACCUCUUCAUCCAGACCUCUUUUUUUCAUAAGUGCCUCUCAGAAACAAGCAAAAAGCCAAAGGAAGAUCUUUGGAGGUUUUUCUUCUAUUACACAUAAUUUCUGUUCUGCCCAGUGGUUUCCGGUACCGGUGUAUGCCCUGGGGAGGUUUUUUCCACACUGCUUACUGCUUGUUAACAUCUUAGUAGACACAGGAGACGCGUGUCAAAAACCCGAGCCUGAGUCGUUGCUUGAGAUCGGUAGAAAAACCCAACCAGACAGGAAAACGACCUCCCUCCGCAGAUGUGUGUGUUUUUUUCUCUGAGCUUGCUCUGUGGCACACAAGAUGCUUAAAAAAGCAAAACAAAAUAAUAAAAGAACCCCCUUGGUUUAGUCCUGGUAAAACAAACUGAUUCAAAAGCCCCGUCCAAACACGCUCUUUGCUGGGACAGGCCGGGUGUGGAGGGCGGUCGCCUGUGAAAUGGAUUGUGCCCAGCUCGUGCUAGCUGAAAUAAUUCCUGUUUUUAAAACAACUGAAAGGGAAAAGGCAACUUGAGUGAAGCAGUUUCGAAGAAAUAUUUUAAACAAAGAGAAGUCUUGUUCACACAGACCGAUGAAAACUAGAAUCUUUCACCUAUGAAUCAGAAAAGCCUCAUCCUUACUGUGAUGCUUCACUGGUGCCUUCGUCAGGAAUGACCUGGUCUGAAAAUGAAGGCGUUUCAUCAAAUGAAGAUUUUCCUUCCUGCAGUGCCUGCUUUGACUUUGUACCUUCUGUGUGACUCUGGGCCAACUGUACCUAUUUCACUCUUCCACGUGGUGUUGUUUUUCAUUCCUAUAAUUUUAAUUUGUGGUCACGGGACUCAAAGCCACACGAAGUUGAAUGGUGCAUUUUGUAUGUUGAUGCCAGCGCACUGUGGGGCCACAUAGCAGGAAAUUUGCACUGCAAUAGAAUUGGAAAUCAGGAAGGCAGACUGUAGUUCAGAAAUAAGUCAGCAAUAUCGAAACUUAGCCUUUUUUUUUUUUUUUAAUUGCUUGCAGUUACGCAGAAGUAUUUUAGAGACAGGUUUCCGAUUACUGUAAAGUUGCAGUAUUAUCAUGUUACUAUAAAGAGAAGAAACUGCUGGGAGGUUUCCUCCGUAUCAAUCAGUAACUAAUGCAGUAUUGCAAAAGUUUGCAAUAAAAGUUUAAUAUUGCUUGUGUAGUA
Molecule: messenger RNA, 4005 nt
Organism: Chroicocephalus ridibundus (black-headed gull)
Lineage: Eukaryota; Metazoa; Chordata; Aves; Charadriiformes; Laridae
Gene: RAB29
Product: RAB29, member RAS oncogene family
Exons: 5
Coding region: 29-646 (205 amino acids)
Biological process (GO): endosome to lysosome transport; phagosome-lysosome fusion
Cellular component (GO): trans-Golgi network; late endosome; phagocytic vesicle
Molecular function (GO): GTPase activity; GTP binding
Source: RefSeq, a predicted model, not a curated record